Messenger RNA from Sphaeroforma arctica JP610, 654 nucleotides. RefSeq lists its product as hypothetical. Bases 1 to 654 code for a protein of 217 amino acids. The transcript has a single exon. The record is from RefSeq and is a predicted model, not a curated record. NCBI's taxonomy places the organism in Eukaryota, Ichthyosporea, Ichthyophonida.
AUGCCGCAGGUAUACUCACGAGGUAGAAUCAGUGUAUUUGGGAUGGAUAAUGACAAAGAUAAAGGGAGUAUAGGGAGUAUAAAUCUGUCCAUCCGAAAAAUCCCCAUAUGGAAGUGGUUUAUCGGUGCACUGUUGGUAUGUGUGGUCGUGUACACCAAUACAUACGCUGCAGAGGACAACACCGUCGCUGUACAGAAUAUACCUGUACGCGCAGACAAUGUAAGUAUACAUGAUAGUAAUCCUGCACACCCAGACAAUAUAGAGAAAGGUUACACUAGUGGCGAGGUCAACGUAUUGGAUAACAUGGAAACACACAACGCCAUGCUUAUGCGUAGUAAUCCUCUAAAGAAAGAUACCGAACCCCUGAAAGAUAUUGCUACAAGCAGUUUCUCAAUGGACAUACCUGCUUUACCAAGGAAACGCACAGUGGGUGGUAUGAUCACCCCAGCAGCCGACCCAUGCAAUAGUGCUGCGACUCAGGAGAACCUGUUAACAGAUAAAUACACGCUUAUUAUGCUGGUGCACGGAUGGACCAAGUGGGAACAGUUCAUACGUGACAUCACACCCAGGGAUGCCCCGAGACUUGAGCAGGUAAUGCAAAAGCGACUUUGUGUAUAUGGAUAUGAAGUGUUUAAAACAGUGUACUAUAUGUAA